AUGCUAUUUAAGUGCGUGUAAAAGUGUGUGUAUUAGUGCGUGUUAUCCGUGGUCCGCAGCUACCUAUACUGAAAGCAACUGUGCACAAGUCACAGACUCAUUUAUCCACCUAUCCUCUCUAUUUAUCAGCACUUAAAACUCAGAACUACCCCUCUCUCUCUCUCUCCUGGGUGCUCUCUGAUACAGUCUGUUUCAGUUCCCAUUUAAUGUUGAUCUUCCACCAUAAACAAGGCAGCUUAUUUAAGUAUGCAUAUUAAGUAUGGUUUUGAAUGCUAAUGAUUUAUUGGAAUGGAAAGAUUUUCCAAAAGGGCUUCGAGUCCUGCUUCUUGAACAAGAGACUGAUUCUGCUGCACAAACAAGAUCAAAGCUUGAGGAGAUGGAUUAUAUUGUUUCUGUAUUCUGCAACGAAACUGAAGCUUUAUCUGCCAUUUCAAACAGUACUGAUGGCUUCCAUGUUGCAAUUGUAGAGGUGAGCAACGAUAACAGCGAUAGUAGAUUCAAGUUUCUAGAGACUGCAAAGGAUUUACCCACAAUAAUGACUUCGGAUAUUCACUGCCUGAGUACUAUGAUGAAGUGCAUAGCGCUUGGUGCUGUCGAGUUCUUAAGGAAACCACUCUCAGAUGAAAAAAUUAAAAAUAUAUGGCAGCAUGUACUUCACAAGGCAUUUAGUGCUGGAGGAAAGGACAUAUCUGAGUCAGUGAAACCUUUAAGAGAAUAUGUGACCCCUUCGCCACAGCUCUGUUCAGGAAAUGGAGAAUCAAACCACCAGCUCUCUAUCAAAACAGAAUACGAGAAUCAAAAUCAGGAACAAUCAGCAGGAAGUGACAAGUACCCGGCUCCUUCAACCCCACAAAUAAAGAGAGGAGAAAGGUUACUAGAUGACGGGGAUUGCCAGGAUCAAGCUAACAUUAUAGUGGAUAAAGAUAAUAUGGAGCCAGAUGGGGAAUCUAAAUCUGUCGAUAAUACAUAUGGUGAUACAGUAGUUGAAACUACUUUUAGUAAUAUAGUAGCUGAAAGUACCGUUCAGGUGAGCCCUCGUCAAGGAUCAGGGGAUGGUGAUAUCAGACCCGAGGAUCAGUUAGCUGAUGAUUCUAAGGAUAAGAGUAAUGACUCAUCUCCUUGUCCUGAUAAAGGCACUACCGUGAAUACCAGCAUUGAGGCUAAGACUAAUAGUAAAGCAUCUCGGCUUCGUAAUGUAUGUGGGCUCAAAGCUAGUCGGAAAAAGGCAAAGGUAGACUGGACGUCUGAGCUGCACAAAAAGUUUGUGCAAGCAGUAGAGAAACUUGGGGUAGAUCAGGCAAUCCCUUCAAAAAUAUUAGAGGUGAUGAAAGUGGAGGGUUUAACUAGACAUAAUGUAGCGAGUCAUCUCCAGAAAUAUAGAAUGCAACAGCGACAUAUCUUGCCCAAGGACCGCAACUAUGUCUCGCGCAAACCUGUGAUGGUCUUUCCUUCAUAUCAAAACACAAGUUUCGUCCCAGGUGGGCAGGGUUAUCAAGGUUGGAUUCAACCUAGCCCUUAUCCACCUGGAGUCCAAAUGUGGGGCGCUCCUUGCUAUCCUGGAUGGCAAACUACAGAAAAUUGGCAAUGGACUCCAUAUCCAGCAAUGCAUGCUGAUGCAUGGGGUUGCCCUGUAAUGCCGCCACCUCCAGUUGGACCAUGCCCCCCAUUUCCUCAGAGUACACCUCAGUGUCAGAACUCUGAAUACGUGAACAUCUCCCAGAUGCCUGAUAACUUGUUUGACCUCUGUCCGGCAGAAGAAGAGGUCAUCGACAAAGUAGUAAAGGAAGCAAUAAGCAAGCCCUGGUUACCCUUGCCAUUAGGCCUGAAGCCUCCAUCCACGGAUAGUGUACUAAACGAGCUCUCUAAACAAGGCAUCUCUUCUGUCCCACCUCAUACUCAAAGGCACACAUCUCCACUGACAUAGCACCCACACAUUUGCUCGGAUCCCAGAUCCCCUGCCCGCACUUUGUGCAUGUGUGUGUCCACAGUGCACUAAUAAUUAUGUCGAUGAAGAUGCGAGAUCGUUGUUAAUGUCAGGUACUGACAGCUCCAAAGAUGAGAAAAGAAAAUAGCCAACACUACCCCAACUGAUCACAUUAGUUAUAGCUGUUAACAGUAUGUUUAUGGUGGACCUCUACUCUUUUUUUGAUAAUGGAAUAUGUGGUUUACUUGAGCUGGGCAUGCUAGUGCUGUUGUAUCAAAUGUGACAGGAUUGAACAAUGAUGAUGGUAAUGUGGGGGCUGUUUUUUGACCUCUUGUGAAUAAGAUUUAGGUGGUAACAACUUCUGCUUAA
Messenger RNA from Daucus carota subsp. sativus, 2293 nucleotides. Its product is annotated as two-component response regulator-like APRR2. The record is from RefSeq and is a predicted model, not a curated record. Gene Ontology annotation, cellular component: nucleus. Gene Ontology annotation, biological process: phosphorelay signal transduction system; positive regulation of DNA-templated transcription. NCBI's taxonomy places the organism in Eukaryota, Viridiplantae, Streptophyta, Magnoliopsida, Apiales, Apiaceae. The transcript is spliced from 12 exons. The coding region runs from base 260 to 1924 and encodes 554 amino acids. Gene Ontology annotation, molecular function: transcription cis-regulatory region binding; DNA-binding transcription factor activity.